AUGAAUAAAUUAAAAAUAAAUUUAUCGCAUCUUAUUGCGGAAGAAUGGCGAGUUCCCGGCGCCAAUGAACACCUCUACCGAAUAGGUGUUUCACCGGUAAACAGUGUUGACCAGCCGUACAAACGUCACCCGCUGUACAACCCGUGGCUCGUAUUUUUGUCAUCACUGUAUAUGCUAUUGAAAUGUAUGCUUUUGUGUUACGGCUAUAGCAGCGGUUCCCCCUAUCAGACCCAUUAUAGCUAUCUGUUUGGUAAUGUCGAUGACUUUUUGGGCACCGGCUGUAUGACCAACAUGGCAUUUGGCCUGGCUGCUGUGUACUGUCUUGGUGCUAUUCCCGGUAUUGAAAUUUUUAUCGUGGCCUACUAUUUUAUCAUCACGUACUAUUUGAAAGAGAAACUCGCCCAUCUCAACUCAGUAUUAGGUGAUAGUCUAGUGGCCGCUGAACCCAAUAUAAAGGUCAACAAAAUAAUUGACCGACUUUUACGGGCGUACGACUGGACGUACGCCGAGUGCGCGGAUUAUAGCCAUACGUUUUGGUCAAAGUAUUUGCUGUGCUUUUGGUUCACGUGGAAUGGGCUGAUCAGUACGGCUACAUAUUUGAUCAUGGUGGCCGAUACAAACCCAAUUAUACGUGGUGUUAUAGUUAUUACCGAUGUGGCUCACAUUACAUUUCUAUUGACUAUUAUACACCUGUCAUCGCAAUUGUAUAACGUGGCCAUCAAUACCUAUGGUAUUAUUAACUCGAUGUUAGCGUCCAAUAGGUUGUAUGUCUCACGUAGUAUUAAGUUUAAGCGAUUUUCAGACACAAUGAGUACGACUGACAGCGAGUUAAAGGCGACGAUCAUUGAUGUGACCGAAAGGCUAAUUAAGACCAUAAAUGCGGCCGAUUUUGCCGCUUAUAUCAAGUUUAUUGAUCCCAAUCUGACCUCCUUUGAACCCGAGGCCGUCGGCAAUAUUGUCGGCGUUGACUUUCACAAGUUUUAUUUUGACCAUCUGUUGGUGAAAGACUCGGCGCCUAAGAGGACAACAUUAAUAUCGCCAGUCGUUCACAGACUGGGAUCAGACAGCGCUGUCAUCGCAUACAUUAGACUUAACCAAUUCGUAGAUAAAAGUGGAAAUGUUGUGACCACUCGGGGAGAGGAAACACGCGUUUGGCGCAAGAAUGAUGGUAAAUGGCAGUUGGUGCACUUCCAUCGCUCGGACGUUCCCAGCAAUGUCUAAAGUCAUGCAUUUAUAACACCAAUUAAUACAGAAAUGACAAUCCAAUGAAUGCUGUAUUUUUAAGAUUAUAUUUUACAGUGAUUUGUAUUAUUUUUAAUAAUAAAAUUUGAAAUUACAUAUUGGAUAUUUUAUGUUUACUAUAA
Medioppia subpectinata is the source of this 1364-nucleotide messenger RNA. The record is from the annotation of a GenBank genome assembly. NCBI's taxonomy places the organism in Eukaryota, Metazoa, Arthropoda, Arachnida, Sarcoptiformes, Oppiidae.